This is a messenger RNA of Strongylocentrotus purpuratus (purple sea urchin), 2318 nucleotides long. RefSeq names its product regulator of G-protein signaling 9. The coding region runs from base 588 to 2318 and encodes 576 amino acids. Gene Ontology annotation, biological process: regulation of G protein-coupled receptor signaling pathway; intracellular signal transduction; G protein-coupled receptor signaling pathway. The record is from RefSeq and is a predicted model, not a curated record. Lineage: Eukaryota; Metazoa; Echinodermata; Echinoidea; Camarodonta; Strongylocentrotidae. The transcript is spliced from 14 exons.
CCGGUGGUCUUUCCGGAAGCCAAAUUUAUUUACAAAAAGACAAUUUAGUUUUUCUAGGAAAAUAUAGGUUCUGUUGUAAAUUAUACCCUUUUUUACAAAGCCAAUUCAUCUUAUGAUCAACGUCUUGAACGCUUCCAAGGAGCUUUUAAAAUUGUAAACCUCCCGUAGCUCCGGCAACCAUUAUCAGCGCACAGAGAAAAAUAGGCAUACUUAAUAUAGGCCGACCUUCCUUGGGUUGACCCACCGUCAACUUGUCAUAUUGCAAAAACGAAAGUCAUUAUAUGUCCUUUUUUCCCUAGAUAAGCUACUGCUAAUAAUAAAGCAUGUUGUUACAUAAUGUCGUGCGAGAUAGAUUAUAUCAAGGUAAACUAUACGCGUUCGUCGCAACGCAUGCAUUGCAUGUCGCAGAGUUGAUUAAACCGACCCACUCACACCAAACCCCCAAGUAAUACGUGUAUAAUUAUAACUCUUAUACCAUCCCGUGAAGGUGUUAUAUAUUAAUUGACUACAAUUUGUGCUUACGGUGUGAUAAAGCUCUUAAUAAGGAAAUGUAAUAUGCCUUACGGAGGAUUGACAUUCGGUAUAUCAUGGAAAUUGAACAGUCUACGACAUCCAACAAGCAGCUUGUGUUUGCGAAGAUUGAGAAGAUAAUACGUGGUAUGCAGCAUGCAGAUCAUGGUAUCCCUACACGUCCACAAAAGGUCUUUCUUACCUCAGUUCCAUGUGCCUUCACAGGUAUUGAUUUAAUAGAAUGGAUCACCAAACUAUUAGAUGUUCACAGUACGACAGAAGCAACCCAUCUUGCCACCCUAUUAUCUCAGUAUGGUUAUAUCUAUCCCGUCGAAGCUACCAAGACCGUCUCUAUCAAAGAAGAUAACACACUCCAUCGAUUCCAAAGUCCCUACUUCUGGACAUCCCAAGACCGCUCACACGACAAUACUGAUUAUGCUCUCUACUUAGCUAAAAGAACUAUGCGGAACAAGCAAAACUUUGGACUAGAGGAAUAUGAAAAUACGGCUUACAGUAAUCUCCAACGGAUGCUAGGACAUAAAUGGGAAUUCAUUCUCUUACAAGCUCAAGAACAGCUCAGGUUGGCCAAGCAUAGAAAGAAAGCUGAUAGAAUCGUGUUGGACGCUCAAGAAAGAGCCUUCUGGCGUGUUCACUACCCUCCCCCUGGACAAACAAAUUGUCUGGAAGCGGAUAUCAGAAGAAAAUGUAAAAACUCUCAACCAGCUAGAACAAAGAAACCGUCCCCUGAAGAAUUCAAGAAGCAAGUGACCUAUCUACAAAAUAGACUGUCCAAGAUGACCAUUAAGACAUCCAAAGCAAUAGAUGUUUUAAUACGAUAUUGCGAGAGGUUUGCUGAGCAUGACCCUUUCAUAUCAGGCGCUCAGCCGAGUAACCCAUGGAUUAGUGAUGAUACGACUAUGUGGACACUCAACACCAUGCUGGUUGACACACCGACAGAGAGGAGAGUUAGAAGAUGGGCUAUCAGCUUUAGGGAGCUGUUAUCAGAUGUGACGGGCAAACACGAGUUUGAGAAGUUUCUGCAGAAGGAAUACAGUCAGGAGAACAUCCGCUUCUGGUCAGCGUGUGAAACGCUCAAGUACGCCCCCCAAUCCAUGGUUCCCGAGAUGGUCCAUGAAAUAUACCGAACAUUCCUAGCACCAGGAGCACCAUGUGAGAUCAAUGUAGAUGGAAGGACAAUGGAACUGACUCAGCAGUCACUACGGAAACCAAACAGGUUUGCCUUUGAAGCCGCUCAGCAACACAUCUUCCUUCUGAUGAAGAAAGAUUCCUACCAGAGGUUCCUCAAGUCAGACACCUACAAGGGGCUACUAGCAAGGGCUAUGCAGAAUGGGACUAAACGAAAAUUCUUCACAUUUGGAGGGCGCUUCUUAAGGUCAGCGAAGGUCACACCAGAUGUAAGUCCGUUGGGAUACCCGCGACGAGGGAGUCUUGGAACAGACAUCUCAGACUCAUUGAGUGACCGACCUAUGACACAUUCACUGAGCGCUAGUAAUCUACAAGACUUUGAACUAGCCAACAUGUACAAUGGGACAGAAAACGGACACAAGACAGAAGAGGUUUACACAAGUGUCAAGUCAUCAAGGUUUGCUUCACUGCAACCAAUGAACUCAACAAAUCUAAAGCGUCAUGGAUCAUUGGGUGGGGUAGAGCAUUCUGGAAAGGUUCUCAACGGUAAUAAGACAAAGAGGAUGUCUGAAACCCAACUAGAUCUGUCGUUCCUGAGUUACGGGAUGAAGACGACCACCAAGAAGAAUCUGAUAACACCCUGGGAGGAAGACAUGAGCUGA